GUCUGGGUUACACGAAGCCCACCGAAUUUGAAACCGAAAACAUUAGCUUAGCUCAUGUUAGCUUAGCGGGCUAAUCAUUAACCUGCUGUCUGUCAGAUCCAUCCAUUUAACACAAUACUUCACAAAACAUGGGGAAGUUAGCUGCUUUUAUACCCGUUUUAACUCUAUUAUGUGCUUACUGGCAAAGUGCAGAGGGAAACAAAGGCUAUUCAUACACAGAUUGCACCUAUGUGAAAGGAGACAGUGCCCACGAGUAUUUUGGGAGUCGAUGCUUCUGUUACAGCUCUGGCACUGUAAUCAAAUGGAAGGACAUCUGGUCCACCUUCAAGGUAAACGUGACAAGUGAUGAGGAUGUCUUUGUCGUGUUCCCGUUGGAGACUCAAAAUUGCCAACAUCCGGAUGAUCUUCUCACGGUUACUAACUGCUUUGUUGAACACUAUUGGCCAUCCACUAUCCAAAGAGAGAAGUCUUUGGACAUUCCCAUGGUUGAUGAAGAUGUCUGCUUCAUGACAAAAUCGCCUAGAAGCAAUACUGAGUACACACUACACGUCUCCAACAAAAGGUUAAAUAGAAUGCGCUUCCUGCUUUUUGUGUGUGGGUUGAUACUGUUUUUUAGAGCAGGAUACAUAUGCAGGAGCUCACUGUUUUUCUACACAGCCGGAGUUUCAUUGGGAGUCAUCGCCACAUUUGUCUUCCUGACACUUCUCCUCCGAAACUUUAUACCAAAGCGAGGGCUGUUCCUGGUGUUGUUGGGCGCUGGCUCCGGUCUGUCCUACAUGGGGAUCCAGAGGGUGUUAAAUGAAUGGGAUGACAUCGUGACUGAGCACUGGAUGGAAUUACUGGUAUAUGUGCUCAUAUUGGGCUUAUUUAGUUUUGCUGUAUGCUAUAAACAUGGCCCCAUCACCAACAAACACACCCUCAACUUUAUGACCUGGUGUAUGCAAAUAGUAGGCAUGGUGUUGCUUUACUAUGGGAUUACAUUCCCCCCGGCCUGCUAUGUACUGAUCGCUGUCCUGUUGUGCUCGAAGAUUCUGCCCUUGGUCCGGAGCCUUCUAAUGUGGAUUUGCAGUCUCUUCUACUCAUUCCUGAACUUGUUCCGGAGGAAGAAACGGCACACUGUCAGGCUACUGACUGAGGAUGAGUACAGAGAGCAGGGAGAGAUCCACACCAGAGCCUCCCUGGAUGAACUACGGGAGCACUGUAACAAGCCUGGCUUUCCUGCAUGGGACACCGUGUUGAAGCUCAGAUCACCGCAAAAGUUGGCAGAAUUUCUGCGCAGUGGCAGCCACAUCACUCAAGAGGAGCUUCAGAGUCAUGAGAAUCAGUACGGGGUUGGUGGGGCGUACUACGAGAACGUGCUCUUUAACAGCAGCUCCAGUGAAACCCAGUCUCAGAGAGGAGAUGCAGAGGACAGUAGCGAGGACGAGCUGGUGAGAAAUGGUCCUGCAACAGUAAAUAACUUCCCCACUCCUGCUGUAUACAUCCCAGAUGUCUGCCCGUAUCCCCCUGUCGCCUGCACCCCUCAGCCAGAACCCAUGGAUCCAGAAGACCAGGAUUUCUUUUGAAAUUGUGCCGCUAUCUGUAGGAAGUGAUUUUUAUGUAAAUUUUGAAGACUUUUUGAAUUGCACAAUAUUGUUAGGAAGGAUUGACUCUAAGGAACAUUAGUUGGUCCAUAAGGAUUGUAAAAUAAUCAUUCUCUCUCAAUUGUUUGUUUAAAUGAUCUCUUUUAGGCAGCGUGGGCUGUUACUAUAUUUUUUUUUUUAGCAGUUUGUAUUCUCAUACCCAAGUGAUGCAGAGCUGGGAAUAACACUUUAUUGUACAUACAGUAUGUUAAUAGUGUGUGUAAAUAGAUGGUGACUGUGCUACUCUCAGGUAUAUUAUAAAAUCAUCAGGACAUCUUUGCAGUCACUGCUUAAGAGAAUGACUCAACACAUACAGUACAACAGAAGUGUGUAUUUUAAGGGAAUAGAGCCCUCUAGUGUUGGUUAAUGAAACCACCCAAAAUGCAAAUUCUGUCAUUAUUUACUCGCCAGCCUCAUGUUGAUUCAAAGCUAUGUCGUUCUAUCUUCUGUGGAAAAAAAAAAAAAAGAGUAUGUUUUGCAGAAUCUCCAAAUUGCUCUUAAUCAUAUAUUUAAACUAAUGAAGGAUAUAUGGUUUUCAAAAGCUCUUAAACCAACAUCAAAACAUCUAAAUUUUUUGUGCGUUCUAUUCCAUGUCUUCUGACGUCAAUAUUAUAGAAUAUUAUGGAGCCUUUCACUUAGAAUGUUUUGCGCUGAUUUUCCAUUGUUUUUCAAUGUAAAUGUAACCCCUCCAGUUCAAACCACCCACUCUAAUCAGGACUUAAACCCGGGUUGCUCUAACAAGGAGGCUAAAGACCGCAGUCUCUAGCAUCAGUCCCUAGAGCGCCUCUUGAUAUCUGGUGAGUGAGGUUUACACACACAGCUCUUACCGGCCUACGUCCAUUACACUCACCCCCCAAAAAUCACUCCCAUCCGGGUCACGGCACCAAUGGAACCCCUCCUGUUCGAACCGCCUACUCUAAGCAGGACUCGAACCCGGGUCCGGCGGCAUGGGAGUUGGAUGUUCUAACAAGAAGUCUAAAGACCGCAGUCUCUUGCAUCAGUCGCUAGAGCACCUCUUGAGAUCAGUGGAUUGAAGUUUACACACACAGCUCUUACCGGCCUACGUCCGUUACAUAAACAUGCGCUAGACGUGUUUGACCGUUGCGCUCGAGUCUUUUGAAGGUCUUGACGUGGAGUUCUAAAAAUGCAGCGCUCAAGAGAAAUUUAUAUAUUUGUGCAUUUUUCAUUCCACUGCCAUGAGUCUCACGUCAUUUAUACAGAGCACGUUUUUACGCUGGAUUUCUACAUAAACAUGGAAGACCAGCGGGUUUUUAAACGCGAAAUUAUGUUCAGUGUGAAUGCCCCCUUCAAAAGAUUAGGAAUAUAGUGCAUUAUGUGGACUAAUUUGAGCCUUUUUGGUAUUUUUUUUUUUCCAUCACAAAAAAUUAAUAGAUAUUAUAUUUUAAUGUUUCUGCGUUUGCUCAAUUCUUUUUGCGUUCUCUCAACAAACCUUGUGUUCCCUCACAAAACCGGAGUUCUUUGCGAGCAAACGAACUAGUUUUGAGAGCAAAUGCAAAAUUUCACUGGUAGCACAAAACUUGCGAGAGAAAGCAAAAAGCAUUGAAUAUAUAUAGUUAUACUAUAGUUUACUAUCACCAUUAGGGGCUUUGUAGAAUUUUCAUUUUUGGGUGACCCAUACUUUUAAAAUGAAUCAACUCAAAGUUGAUGGUCUGCAUGUAUCCAUACAAAUUUACAUAUCUACAGUACAUCCUGCCAUUCCAUAUUCUUUCCUUUUUAUGGAUCUUUUAUCAGAAGAAUGAAUGUAUGUUUUCAAGUUUUUACAGCCUUUUAUAUUACAAUCUUAUUUAAUUAAAGACAAAUGGCUAAAUUCUCAA
Ctenopharyngodon idella (grass carp) is the source of this 3457-nucleotide messenger RNA. It is a transcript of the gene nemp2, whose product is annotated as nuclear envelope integral membrane protein 2. Lineage: Eukaryota; Metazoa; Chordata; Actinopteri; Cypriniformes; Xenocyprididae. The transcript is spliced from 9 exons. Gene Ontology annotation, cellular component: nuclear envelope. Bases 129 to 1565 code for a protein of 478 amino acids. The record is from RefSeq and is a predicted model, not a curated record.